UUGCAUACAAACGUAAAUAUUAACUGAUUUCAGGUAGUAUGUCUAAAAUAUACAUACAUACUUAAGUAUACACACACACGCACGCACAUACACACACAUACACACACACAAACACACACACACAAAUACACACACACUGACACGCAGCUCUCUAAAUAUUUCAUUACUAAUAGAAUUACUACAAUUUAUAUAUAUAUAUAUACCUCCGCACACACACAGCUAUAUAUUCAUACACACACACACACACACACACACACACACACACACACACACACACACAUAUUUAUACACAGAUAUACACACGCAUUCAUACAUAUACACAUGUAUUUUUCAAUACAUCAUACACUCAGACAAUCAUACAUACACAUGUACAAUUACGUAAGACUGACACGGAUGUGUAUUAAUGUUUAAAACAAACUGCAUAUGCGCGUACACGAAUACAAAUGGACACACUCACGCUCGCAGACACACCUCAUAUACGCAUUAUAUAAACAUAUAUAUACACACUCACAUAUAUUCAUAUAUCGUAACAUAUAUUAAUAUAGCAUAACAUAUAUUCAUACAGUCUGGUGAAUACCUGAUACAGCUACACUCAAAGACAACAACAUGGGUGACGAAAUGACUACAUCUCACCAGAGGUUUUUACUGGAAAAAGCUAAACGGGAAUGUUACAAACGAAUGGAUCAGGCCCCAAGCAAUAAUUCAAGUGGUCUCUGGUGCAAUCGAACAUGGGACGGCAUUAUGUGUUGGGAUGACACUCCUGCAUCAACAACAGAAAGACAAUCAUGUCCUCAUUAUAUUCAUGGUUUUAAAACAUCUAAUUUUGCCGUCAAAACCUGCACUGAAGAAGGCGUGUGGUAUUUCAAUUCCAAGAUUAACAAGACAUGGACCGAUUACUCUUCUUGUGUCCAGGAAUUUUCUAGUAAUUUUCAGGACCAUCUUGAUCGUGUCAAUUCCAUAACAACAUUUGGUUAUGGUGCUUCACUUGUAUCUCUGAGUGCGGCCAUCAUAAUAAUGAUUUCCUGUAGGCGGUUCCAUUACAAAAGCAAUAUUCUACACAUCAACCUCUUCUUGGCAUUUUGUUUUCGCUCCAUUUUCGCCUUGAUGCGUAUCUACUUAUUCACUUACGGAUAUGCCAUGUCAAUUGAUAUGGAAGAGAAGGGCGGUUUGUUAAUCUUCAAACCGGGAUCGCAUUGGCAAUGUCGUCUGUUGUUUACAUUAUUCCACUACGGUAUCGCCGUCAGCCAAUCAUGGAUAUUUAUCGAAGGACUUUAUCUUCAGAUGUUAUUUUAUCGAACACUUAUGACUCAACAACGAGGCAUCAAGCUCUACAUCAUAUUUGGAUGGAGCUUUCCACUGCUAUUUUUAAUACCUUGGGUAAUAUCAAGAAUAAAAUAUGACAACACACUAUGUUGGAAUAUAAACCAAAGACGUGGAAUCCUGUGGAUUAUUAGGGCUCCAUUGGUGCUGAUCAUUGUGGUAAGUUCUGAUUACUUUCUAUAG
Molecule: messenger RNA, 1503 nt
Organism: Octopus bimaculoides (California two-spot octopus)
Lineage: Eukaryota; Metazoa; Mollusca; Cephalopoda; Octopoda; Octopodidae
Product: glucagon-like peptide 1 receptor
Biological process (GO): cell surface receptor signaling pathway; adenylate cyclase-modulating G protein-coupled receptor signaling pathway
Cellular component (GO): plasma membrane
Molecular function (GO): peptide hormone binding; calcitonin receptor activity
Source: RefSeq, a predicted model, not a curated record